Messenger RNA from Oppiella nova, 607 nucleotides. The record is from the annotation of a GenBank genome assembly. NCBI's taxonomy places the organism in Eukaryota, Metazoa, Arthropoda, Arachnida, Sarcoptiformes, Oppiidae.
GGUCCAUUUGGUCCAUUAUAAAUGUAAUUAAUAAAGAAGCAUGCAUAAAUAUCCAUUAUAGAAUUAUGCGCAAUUCAAUAGAUAUAAUAAAAUUACCUAGUUAAAUUAGUACUAUAAAUACAGCUAAUACCUUUUAAUAAACACUAAACUUAAUCGAUAAAUACAAUUAAUAUGACUAAUUUGUAUUUGAGUUAAAUAAUUUGCUAAAAUGUUUACCAACAUGCUUACCUAUUUAUUUGGCCUGGUUAUGGUGGCCUUCCGUACUCAACAUGUAGUUCCCGAUCUUAUUGACACUGUGCCCCCUAAUCUACUCCAGGUUAAAUACCCUAACGGGACAGUAAUGUUAGGCAACGAGUUAACCCCUACCCAAGUGCAGAAUCAGCCUACUGUCCACUGGCCCACAGAGGUGGGUGCCCUGUACACCCUGGCCAUGUUGGACAUAGAUGUGCCCAAUCAUACUGAUCGCUCAGACGGCAACUUUAAGCACUGGCUGUCUGUGAACGUACCGCACAGUAACGUCCAGUUUGGCUAUACUUUGGCUAACUAUAUGUCUAUACAUCCACCGAAAGGCGUCGGUUUGAAACGCUAUGUAUUCCUGGCCUACAAA